Messenger RNA from Alnus glutinosa, 917 nucleotides. RefSeq lists its product as uncharacterized. NCBI's taxonomy places the organism in Eukaryota, Viridiplantae, Streptophyta, Magnoliopsida, Fagales, Betulaceae. Bases 311 to 802 code for a protein of 163 amino acids. The transcript has 6 exons. The record is from RefSeq and is a predicted model, not a curated record.
UUUCUUUCUUUCUUUUCUCUUCCUUUCUCCCCUGCCCUUUCUUUCUUCUUUCUGGUUCUUCUUUUCUUAUGUUCUUCGUCUCAACCGAGAGAGAGAUUAGAGAGAGACCGAGAGAGAAAUAAAGAGAGACCGAGAGAGAUGGAGAGAAUCGGAUAGAACUUGAGGGAGGCGUGCGGUGGGCUAGCCACCGUUUGGGGUGGACGACGGUGCCGGGGCCGGUGGGUCACGGCCCAACGCCGGUGAGGCCAAAAAGCUUGGAGUUCCGGCAUUUUCUCGGUAUCCAAACAGUAAAAAAUCCAUUUUUUAUGGGAUGCCUCAGGAGCUCAUGUUGGAGAGAAGCAGGGUCAGUCCAAUGAAUGUAAUGUGCCGGUUGUGCUUUUUUGCUGAAAACGAAGGCAGUGAGAAAGCAAGAAGGAUGCUUCCAUGCAAGAAGUGUGGCAAGAAGUACCACAGGAGCUGGUUGAAAUCUUGGGCUCAACAUAGAGAUUUAUUCCACUGGAGUUCAUGGGUCUGCCCAUCUUGUCGGAUUUGUGAGGUUUGCCUAAAAACUGGAGACCCGAAUAAAUUUAUGUUCUGUAAAAGAUGCGAUGGUGCUCACCAUUGUUACUGCCAGCAGCCUUCUCACAAGAAUGUCAGUUCUGGACCUUAUUUGUGCCCAAAACAUACAAGGUGUCACAGCUGUGCCUCCACUGUCCCUGGAAAUGGCUCAAGUGUGAGGUGGUUUCUGGGUUACACUUGCUGUGAUGCAUGUGGAAGAUUGUUUGUAAAGGGGAAUUAUUGCCCUGUUUGUUUGAAGGUAUAAUAUUGUAUGGUCUUUAUGAAGUUCUUCUAGUUUAUUUGUUUGCACAUUACUGUUUUGGUUGUGUACUGCAUAAUGUUUUCAGUUAGAUGCUUUCUAAUGAGGGGUAAAAGUUAAU